UAUAAUUGGCAGCAGAUAUGAUUCCUCUGAGGCACAUUCAUUUGGGUCGGUGGUAGUAUUUCUGCCUGAAUAUCCAGGCUCCGAUAAUUGCACCUCAGGCCGACACGGAAAGGCGACAGCAAUCAUAAUUUCUCCUAAACACAGUCGUCGAUAAUGUUCAGCCUCCAUCAUGGCAGGCGAAUCGCUCAACAUCGAACUCCUGGCGAUUCCAGCUGUCUCUGCACUUAUAAUAUUUCUGUCCUAUACAUCCCAGCUCCUUUUUUUAUUUCUCGAGCCCGGAGCUCUCUCCACCAGUGAGACAUGGAAAUUCAACAUCCUUGUAGGCUGUAUCUGGAUCUGCUAUUAUCGCGCCUGCACUGUAGACCCAGGUCGUGUUCCAAAAGACUGGGAGCCAUCAAAAGAAAAUAAAUCGGCCCAAGACGACACUCUCAGAGAGGACGACAAUCAUGAUGCCUCGGUCAGGCAGCGGUGGUGUCGGAAAUGCUCCGCCCUAAAGCCGCCGAGAGCGCAUCACUGCAAGAAAUGUCAACGGUGUAUUCCAAAAAUGGAUCACCAUUGUCCCUGGACAUGCAACUGCGUAUCGAAUUUCACACUUCCACAUUUUGUACGCUUCUUGUUUUAUGCUGUGGUUUCUAUGACAUACCUCGAAUCUUUUAUUUUCAAAAGAAUUGGCGUUAUUUGGGGCCAGAGGACACUACCCAGCUACCUCGGUCCUAGCAUCCCAGCGCUAGCUCACUUGUUCAUUCUUGUAGUUGUCAACAGUUUGACACUAUUCUCUUUGGUUAUUCUAUUGAUUCGCACUAUUUGGUCUUUGGGCUCGAAUAUAACCACCAUUGAGUCAUGGGAAAUCGAACGCCACAAAACACUCCUACGCCGAGCACGUUACUUUGGCGGCUACCUCGACGGACCGGAUGGCGUGAAAGUCAGAAUCCAGAAACAAGAAUUCCCGUACGACAUCGGGAUACUGAGUAAUAUUAGGGACGGCAUGGGUGGGACUUGGAAUAUACUCAGCUGGUUUUGGCCUUUUGCGGCCACGCCUGGUAGAGAAUCGGGCUUGGAUUUUGAAGUCAACGGAUUUGAGGACCGCAAUCUCUCUUGGCCGCCUCCAGACCCAGACCGCAUACCGCGCAGGCCACGUGCACUACAUCCCGGAAUGGAUCCGUUCACAAUGCCACACUUUGAAUCGACAUCUGAUGAAAUCGAGGCUUUCAGAAAACGUCAAGAAGAAGACCUAACGCGACGAGGGCUCGCCGGUCCUGACGUUCGACGACGCAAGAAAUUCCAUGAAAGACAUGAACUUCGUCGUAAAAACGGUCAAACCAUCAUAGAAGAUGAUGAUGACGACGAAGAAGAGGGGGAGGAAGUAGAAAAAGUGUCCAACUCUGGCUCGUAUGAUCAUAUUGAUAUCGAUGAAGGCGAGGAAGCUUGGAGAGAUUCAGAGGGUCAACGACUAGGCGACUACGGAGUUGACGAGGAUAUCGAGUUUUAUGAUGAGGACGAUGUGCCAUUAUCGGUGGUUCGGGAGAGGAUAAAAGCUAGAGACUGAACGUGCAUUACAAGAAACAUAGAAGCGGGCAUGUCGAUGACACAUGCCCAAGGUAGCUAGAAAUUCAAGCAAAAGUCAUCGCAAGCACAGAUUUAUCGCAUUAUGUUUAAACAUCCACCAUUCCUUCAAUACAUACCAUACGGACAGUUUAUCAC
Molecule: messenger RNA, 1701 nt
Organism: Talaromyces proteolyticus
Lineage: Eukaryota; Fungi; Ascomycota; Eurotiomycetes; Eurotiales; Trichocomaceae
Product: putative palmitoyltransferase with autoacylation activity Pfa4
Exons: 5
Coding region: 170-1546 (458 amino acids)
Biological process (GO): protein targeting to membrane; peptidyl-L-cysteine S-palmitoylation
Cellular component (GO): endoplasmic reticulum membrane; Golgi apparatus; endoplasmic reticulum
Molecular function (GO): protein-cysteine S-palmitoyltransferase activity
Source: RefSeq, a predicted model, not a curated record